AUGCCGGUUCAAAUCCCGGACGAUGUUGACUUCUCGUCGUUCAAAGAGCAGUGUCUAAACCCUGAGGGCUGGAUCCCCAAAUACAACAAGAACAACAUCACAGUGUGGUGCCGUGCAGAGGAGAGCGCCACCGUGCAGAAGAUCAAGAUGAGGAUCGUGUGUAAAGAUGUAUCUGCGGAGACGGUGUAUGACGUGCUCCACGACACCCCCUACAGGAAGAAGUGGGACAGCAACAUGAUCGACACGUACGACAUCGGACGACUGACGGUCAACGCAGACGUGGGCUAUUACUCCUGGAGAUGUCCUCCUCCACUGAAGAACAGAGACUUUGUGACAAUGAGGUCAUGGCUUCCACUGGGCAACGACUACCUCAUCAUCAACUACUCCGUCAAACACCCUAACCACCCUCCAAAGAAAGAGUACGUCCGAGCGGUGUCUCUGCUCACGGGAUACUUCAUCCAGUCCACCGGGCCCAGUUCUUCCACCCUCUACUAUCUCACCCAGGUCGACCCCAAAGGUUCGUUGCCAAAAUGGGUGGUGAACAGAGUGUCUCAGUUAGUGGCUCCAAAGGCGAUGCGUAAGAUCUACAAAGCCUCACUAAAGUACCCGGACUGGAAGAGGAAGCACAGCCCCCAGCUGAAGCCCUGGCUGUACCCCGAGCAGAACAACCUGCCCUGCAUGGACCCCUCCAGCCUCAGCCUCCAGAGGGCAGACUCCCUGGAGAACAUCGACGAGAGCACGGCCAACGAGGAGAAGCCAGCCAAGGACCACAGCGACGAGGAGGGGGACUGA
Molecule: messenger RNA, 792 nt
Organism: Knipowitschia caucasica
Lineage: Eukaryota; Metazoa; Chordata; Actinopteri; Gobiiformes; Gobiidae
Source: the annotation of a GenBank genome assembly